GGUGGGGGGUUUUCUUAGCUCCGUAAUCCUUCUUAUGUGAAGUCAUACAGGACAGGAGGAAGGUGAUACCUACAUCUUGCGUGGUUUGGUAGAUUGGUAAUGGAAGGAUCGGGAUUUUAGAUUUCAGUAAGGGAUAGCGCUAUAUGGAACCCCUCCACCCCUCCUCCCCUCCUCCAGCUUUCAUUGACAAGUCAGACCGGCUCAUUUCAUUGCAGUUGGUACGUUUACUGUGACACUAUAGCGGGUCGUCGCGAAAAUACACCUUUCUUUGUUUUCAACUUUCUCUAGCCCCCCGUGGGAAUAAUACCCAAAAUGGUUCUGUUGACGGACCUUCCGCCCGAGAUUGUGCAACACGUGCUGGGUUACGUCGACCCGCCUGAUUUGGGCCGAGUUCCUCUCGUCUGCAAGAACCUCUAUCAUACCGUGAAAGGGAAUAGCGCAAUCUUUAGAUCUGUCUAUCUCAACAUUCUUGAUAGACCUGCAGACCAAUUCAACGUAAAUUGGGAACAAAUUGUUAAGGACACUGCUCACCUACAAGCUAUAGGCCGCCGGGACCGAGGUCAAGAUAAGGAAAACGAACUCCCCUUCGUUUACGAUACAGUCAAAGCUCUUCUACGGAAUGCUUCUGUCGCUACCGAUACGGAGCGAUCCCGCAAUGCCGAGCUUUUAGACGGCAUCUUCUCGGAAGAGGCUAACCAAUCUGCGUUCUUGUGUCGAUCUUUUAUCUUCGAGCGCGCUGGGAAAGAUCACAAUUUACUUUACGAUCCAACGCCGCGAGUCGACCACCAAAAGAGCGCGCAACUGCACUGCCUCUAUGGAGUGCCAAUAUUGCAAGCGAAACCGGGGAGCCCCUGGACGAGGGCUAAUGAGAUGAGGCUGUAUGCUUGCGCAAAAGUCUAUGAUCUGAGACAAUAUACUGAGAAGACGAAAUGGGGUCCUUUCAUGGAUGACGAUACGGAUCGCGUGGACUGGGAGAAGGUCGAAGCUAUCAUGAUCGUGAUCGGGUCCAACUUGCGCAAGCUACGCCUCACUAGCUUUCCCGAGUGUAAGGACCAUUGGGAGCUAUCGUUUGCGGGCGUCUGGCCUCAGAGCUAUGUCCCAUCUCCGUUCGCAUGCCAACCAGAGUCCUUAGAACUCCAGGACCCCUACGAUAUAACCGGGAACUGGUUACGUGUGGUGUGCUUUUUGGAUUAUACCGACUUCUUCGCCUAUAACUUUAGCACCCAGAACGUGAUCAACCCAAGUCAACCUUUGCCUGCCAUUGACUUCGGCGAAGCUACGCGGUUGAUCCUCAUGAAGCUUCACGUGACAAAGAUUGAACCCCCUGGGCCAGAUGAUGGACAAGAAUUGCCAGUGGUGUACUUUGAGGGCGUUUCCAGAUCUCUUGACGAUAGUCGCGAUGAGAACGCCAACUCAGACUUGAGAGGUAUGCGAGGAUCCGUACGUUUAACGCGCGAGGGUGAGGUGCGCUGGACGACAUUCUCCAUCUUUAGCGGUGAAGAGAGGUGGCGUAGUGAAAGCGUACAAAUUGGUGGGGUGCGGAGUGCGAAGGGAGUCUUGGGUAAUUGGUUUGAUAAGGAUUUCGACCAUCGUGGUCCAGCCGGACCAACUGCGUUUUGGAAGGUCCCGGAGGGGAUCACAAAUUCACAGGUCCAAAGCGCGCUGUCAUAUGACUUCAAUAAUGAAUCGGAAGAUGAAUACGAACCCCUAGAGUCCCCUCAAUCUGGCGACGAAGAUGGAGAGGAAGAGAUGGUUGGAUGGCACUUUACAACCCGGGUGGCGCAGGAUGAUUAGAGAUUUGAUGUCUUGCUACACUUCUUUCCCUCCCGCUCGUCUGGUUGAAGUCUAGGUUGGGGUUUCUCGAAGUUGUUUUGCGAUUUAGAAUGUUCUCUUCUUCUGAUAACUAGGGCUUAUAUUUAUGGCAUGGCUGGUGAUAUAUCGGCUCGCAAUGAUCUAUACUUGUGAAUAUUCAAAGUGUUACUUUGAUAACCCUGAAGACGUGGACCAGCGAACCUUCUGCAUGAAAAAUAUGGGGUAAACUUAGCGGGUACAUACCCUGGAGUUUUAGCGGUUAACAAUGGUAGCCGUUGCCGAAUAUAGCAGGCGAAUAGCGUACCCUAGCAGCCUAGCUGCCUACCUAGGUAGUAGUUAUGGUCCGAGCUUCUUUCAUUUUACGUCAACCUCGGC
Molecule: messenger RNA, 2187 nt
Organism: Hypoxylon trugodes
Lineage: Eukaryota; Fungi; Ascomycota; Sordariomycetes; Xylariales; Hypoxylaceae
Exons: 5
Coding region: 313-1794 (493 amino acids)
Molecular function (GO): protein binding
Source: RefSeq, a predicted model, not a curated record